This is a messenger RNA of Lemur catta (Ring-tailed lemur), 471 nucleotides long. RefSeq names its product small integral membrane protein 28 (gene SMIM28). Bases 1 to 471 code for a protein of 156 amino acids. The transcript is spliced from 2 exons. The record is from RefSeq and is a predicted model, not a curated record. NCBI's taxonomy places the organism in Eukaryota, Metazoa, Chordata, Mammalia, Primates, Lemuridae.
AUGCGGGGACUGCUGGGCAGCAGCUGGAGGAAGUUUGGCCACGCUGGCAGGGGGACACACGAGUGGUUAACAAGCGAACCCAGCCUGCCUCUCCUGGAGACCCAGCUACAGGGCACCCAGAGGCUAAGUUCCUCCCACGAGGACGUGGAGCCCUUCCUGUGCACGCUCCUUCCAGCCACCCUCCUGCUCUUCCUGGCCUUUCUGCUGCUGUUCCUGUACCGCCGCUGCAAGUCCCCGCGGCCCCCGGACCAGGUCUUCAGCGUGGACCUCGCAGAGCGCCCGCCCGCCGGGGAGGUGACUGACUUCCUGCCCAGCCUCCCCUGGGGCAGCGAGCAGGACGUCCCCUACGCCCCCCUGCCGCCCCUCUCUGGGUGCUUACCGCCCUCCUACGAGGAGGCCACCGGGAACCCUGCAGGGGAUAUGGUCCUUCAGAAUGAAGGGGCUUCACCUGGACCAAAUGAGCAAACAUAA